Messenger RNA from Auxenochlorella protothecoides, 1302 nucleotides. Its product is annotated as Cytoplasmic tRNA 2-thiolation protein 2. The transcript is spliced from 4 exons. The coding region runs from base 1 to 1302 and encodes 433 amino acids. The record is from RefSeq and is a predicted model, not a curated record. Lineage: Eukaryota; Viridiplantae; Chlorophyta; Trebouxiophyceae; Chlorellales; Chlorellaceae. Gene Ontology annotation, molecular function: sulfurtransferase activity; tRNA binding. Gene Ontology annotation, biological process: tRNA wobble position uridine thiolation. Gene Ontology annotation, cellular component: cytosol.
AUGCUGCGGUCCGAUAGCCAGGCUAGAAUGGUGGUGGUGCGCCAGCAUGAGCCCCUGUGCAGCCCCUGCCUGCACGACAGCAUCUCCGCAAAGGCCCGCUCUGCCAUCCGCUCCCACGCCCUCAUCCGCCCGGGGGACACGGUGGUGCUCGCCUACUCUGGGGGCCAUGCCUCCGCCCUGCUCCUCCACCUCCUCGCCGCCAUGCGCUCCCUCAACCUCAAGCACCCAGAGAAGCGCAAGGUGCCCUUCACGCUGCACGUGGUGCACAUUGACGAGCGGGCCGCUCACUCCGAGAAUGUUGAGGAAAGCGGGCCCGGCCCCUCGGCGCAUGCAGCGGCGGUGGGCGGCUACUGCACCGACGCCGGGGUCGCCUUCCACGCCGUCCCCCUGCAUGCAGUGCUGUUGGACGGCGGCUCACACAGCGGGACCGAACCCAACACGGCGGCCGGCGCAGGACGCCUCCGCGCACUGCUGGACUCGGUGGCCGACGCGACGGCACGCGACGACACGCUGCGCGCGCUGCGCACGCGGCUGCUCCUCCGCACCGCGCGCGCGCUGGGGGCGCGCAGCCUGGCCCUGGGCUGCAGCAGCACGCGCCUGGCGGCCCACGCGCUGGCUGAGGCCUGCAAGGGCCGAGGCCACGGCGUCGCGGCCGGCGCGCGCCUCGUCGACGCGCGCCACGGGCCCGCGCUACCCUUUUUCUUCCGCCCCUUCCGCGACACGUCCACGCGGGAGCUGGCGGCCUGCGCGCAUCUCCUGGCCCUCCCCGUCCCCGCCCGCGCCCCCCAGCGCUACUUGGCCGGCCGGCGUGGCGCGCGCAGCAUCAACCUGCUGGCCGAGGACUUUGCGCUGGCGCUGCUGGCCGCCAACCCGUCGGCCGCCAGCAACGUGAUGAGCGUGCUGGACCGCCUGCAGGCCUUCGACUGGAGCGAGGCCGGGCGGGCAGGGGGCGUGGACACACAGACGGGUCGGGCGCAGGACCGGGGAACCACGCUGUGCCCGCUGUGCCUCAACCCGCGCGGGCCGCGCGACGGGCCCGGUCGCGACGGGGCGGUGCCUGAAGCUUCGCGCCUCCCCGUCCCCGCCGCCGAGGCCCUGGCGCGGACCUGCGCCGCCUGCCGCGUCGGGGUGCUGGGGCUUGGACUCGGGAGGAACCACGAUCCGGACGAGGGCACGACCGCCGCGCUGCUCGGCGCCUUUGCCGCGCUGGCGGCGGAGCAGGGAGAGGAGCCGCUAGCGGAUCGGCCGGCGCCAGUGCCACGGGAGCGCAUGCGCGCCGCCAUCGCCGACUGCCUGCUCUGA